Amaranthus tricolor (Joseph's coat) is the source of this 3317-nucleotide messenger RNA. RefSeq names its product AP-3 complex subunit delta. Bases 298 to 3105 code for a protein of 935 amino acids. The transcript has a single exon. Lineage: Eukaryota; Viridiplantae; Streptophyta; Magnoliopsida; Caryophyllales; Amaranthaceae. Gene Ontology annotation, biological process: Golgi to vacuole transport; protein targeting to vacuole. Gene Ontology annotation, cellular component: endosome membrane; membrane coat; AP-3 adaptor complex. The record is from RefSeq and is a predicted model, not a curated record.
GAAUUUUUGAUUAGAACAUGAGAAAAAAUAAGUUCAUACCUUCAUCUCACUCGCUAAUCUGGGACUAACAAUAAUCCCUUCUCGCUACACAAAAACAAUCCCCAAAUUUUCACCAUUCAUCAAAGAUCAAAUCCCUAAUUGCUACACAAAAUUCCCCUCAAAUCUACCCAAUUCAUCAUACCCUAACCCCCCCCCUUUCAUAAUUACACUUUCAAUCAGGUUAACCCUUAAAUCCUUUAAAAUUUCAAUCAAUUUUCAGAUUCUUUGUAUUAUUGUGCUUGAAAGAUUUGAUCUAUAAUGAUGGACUCAUUUUUUCAGCGUUCUUUAGAGGAUUUAAUCAAGGGAAUUAGGUUACAUGCCCCAGAUUCCAUAACAUCCAUUUCAACUUUUCUUUCAAAAGCCAUGGAAGAAAUUCAUAAAGAAAUUAGGUCAAAUGACCCACAUACAAAAUCUACUGCUCUUCUUAAACUUACUUAUCUUCAUUCUCUUUAUGGGUUUGACAUGAAUUGGGCUGCUUUUCAUGUAGUUGAAGUCAUUAGUUACCCACAAUUUUCUCUAAAAAAGAUUGGGUAUUUAGCUGCUACAUUGUCUUUUAAUGAAUCUACUGAAGUUCUUCUUCUUGUAACAAAUCAAUUUAGGAAAGAUCUUUCAAGCCCUAAUGAUUUUGAGGUGAGCCUUGCUCUUCAAUGUAUAUCAGUUAUUGCUACACCUGAUUUAUCUUGUGAUUUAUGCAAUGAUGUUUUUACUUUAUUGUCAAGUACUAGAAUUUAUGUUAAAAAGAAGGCAAUUGCUGUUUGUUUGAGGGUUUUUAGUAAGUACCCAGAUGGGGUUAGGAUAUGUUUUAAGAGAUUAGUUGAUAAUCUGGAAAGUUCUGAUCUUCAAGCUGUUUCAGCAGCUGUUGGGGUGUUGUGUGAGCUCACAUUGCGAGACCCGAAAGCCUAUUUGCCUUUAGCGCCCGAGUUUUACCGCGUUUUGCUUGAUUGUAAGAAUAAUUGGGUGUUGAUUAAGGUGUUAAAGAUAUUUGCUAAGUUGGCUGUUUUAGAACCUAGGCUAGGUAAAAAGAUUGUUGGUCCGAUUUGCGAGAUGAUGGAGCGAACCAUGGCAAAGUCAUUGUUGUUUGAGUGCGUUCGAACUGUUGUAAGUAGCUUGAGUGAUCAUGAAUCUGCUGUUAAAGUUUCCGUUUUGAAGAUUAAGGAGUUUUUGUCCGAGGAUGAUCCUAAUUUGAAGUACCUUGGUUUACAAGCACUUUCGGAUCUUGCUGAGGGUAACUUGUGGGCUGUGUUAGAGAAUAAGGAUGCUGUGGUAAAGUCUCUUAGUGAUGUGGAUCCCAAUAUUAAGUUAGCGUCGUUGCGUCUUCUUAUGGCUAUGGUAUCGGAGGAUAAUGUGGCCGAAAUUACUAGGGUUUUGGUUAAUUAUGCGCUAAAGUCUGAUCCUCACUUCUGUAAUGAGAUCCUUAGAUCAAUACUAGUUACUUGCUCUAGAAAUUAUUACGAGAUUGUUUUUGAUUUUGAUUGGUAUGUAUAUCUUCUCGGUGAAAUGGCUAGGGUUCCACACUGUCAAACCGGGGAGCAGAUUGAGAGCCAGCUUGUUGAUAUUGGUAUGAGAGUAAAGGAUGCCAGACCAGAGUUAGUUAGAGUUGGCCGUGAUCUUUUAACUGAUCCCGCGUUACUUGGUAACCCGUCUUUACAUGGGAUAUUAUCUGCCGCUGCUUGGGUUUGUGGUGAGUAUGUCGAGUUUUCAAAAAACCCGUUUGAAUUGGUGGAAGCAUUGUUGCAGCCACGUACUAGCUUACUACCACCCUCAAUACGAGCUGUCUACAUUCAAUCCACAUUUAAGGUUUUCGUGUUUUGUCUUCAGUCUUGUCUCUGGCGGCAAGAUGAAGUCGACUAUGACAUGGAUCCUAAAAGUCGUAGUUUUUCUAAUAUGAGGGACUCCGAUAUGUCUUUUGAUGAUAAUGACAAUGACAACGACGAUGCCUUGCAAGAGCCGGCCACUUUAUCACUGUCUAAGACCGAAACUUGCUCCGAAGAAGCUAUCGUCAAGUUAAUAGAUCUUAUUGAAACAACUUUAGGACCAUUAUCUUGGACCCAUGAAGUGGAAGUACAAGAGCGAGCUCGAAAUAUUCUUGGCGUUGUGCAAUUAGUGAAGCCUGAUAUUCGUUCUUGUUCUGGUCAGCACAGAGACGAAUCAGGGAAGAAAGAAACUAAAGUGUCUGAAAUAACUAAAUUCUUGGAUGAUCUUUUCACGGAAGAGCUCGGUCCAAUCUCUGUAAAUGCUCAAUCUAGAGUUCCUGUACCCAGUGAUCUUACACUCGUAGAUAACCUCUCUGAUUUGGACAUGAUUUAUAGUGAUAUUCAGAUUAGUCCCGCAUCGGUCUUUUCUCUUGGAACUUCUCAUUCCAAAGAGAAAACCGAUGAUGUUCGUUCUAACGGGCCAGGUAAAGAAGAUGUGGAAUCAUCCGGUGAAUCCACAUCGUUGCUUGCUAUGCAUCGUAAACGACAUGGAUUAUAUUAUCUUUCUUCGGAGGCAGGAUCAAAUGAUUACCCUCCUGCCAACGAAAGCAAAGCUGCGGAUAAUCAAGGCGAUGAGGUGAAUGAUCUUGUGAAAUUGACGGGGCAAUCACUUACACUUAAAAAAAAGCCGCAACAUGCUAAGCCUCGUCCUGUGGUGGUUAAACUAGACGAGAGCGAGAAUUUCAUACCCACGAAGAAGUUAGAAGUUACGAAUGACUUGCUUUCGGGUGCUGUUACAGACGUUCUUUUAGGCAAUAACGAGGUUUCUACUUCAUCAAAGUACGGGGAAGCUGAUAAGUUAUCGAUCAAAAGGAGAGGGAAGGAAACACUUGUCAUUGGCGGUCCUCCUGAUUCGAGGGAAGAUUCUGGUGCAGCAGAUUUCGAGGUCGGGAAUCCAAGCUCUGGGAGAAGCAAACAUAAGGAGAGGCGACAUCGUAGCCAUGAUGAAAGUGGUAAAGGGAAAGAAGAAAGAAGUCGAAAGGAGAAGAAAAAGAGCAGUCAUCACCGUCAAAGCCGACAAAAGGCGACAGAGAAACAAGGCGACUCGAAUGUUGCUAUACACAACCAGAAAAUACCCGAUUUUCUGUUAUAGUAGGAAAAAAACGAGUGAUUUGUAUAAAUCUAUGUUUGGUUUUGGAAAUGAUCAAGCUUUUUUCAAUCCCUUCGGAGAUUGAGGUGUGUUUUUGCAUUGGUCUUUCCUUCAAUUUUAUUCAUGAAGUUGUUCUUUGACUUUGUUUAUGUUAUUGUAUUGCUUUCUUUUGUAACACAUUCAUUUACUUAUUGCAAAGGAAACCUUUUUCACAA